UAAGACUUCGCUGCUCGUUUUUUUAUCUUCCUUAUUUUUCAUUUUUAUUUACCAUAUCGUUUUUAUUUAUUUAUUUUUUUAUCUUCUUCUCUUUGGGAUCCUGAAACUUGUUCCAAAAGAGUCUGUGAAUCCGAUCGAGAGCGUUCGUUCUCUUCGAAGCAGAGGUUUCAGGGAAAAGAAACCAAGGCGGCGACGACGAAGGCGAACACGACCUUAGAAUCUUCAAUCGGAGAACACAAGCAAGCUAGCAAAGGGUUUUUGUUAUUUGAUACUUGCGAUGUUGAUGCUGCUAUGGAGAUGUUAAUAGAGAAGCUUCAAAGUCUGAUCUGGAGUUUUACAGGCGUAAUCUAGGUUUGAAGGAGUGAAGAGAAAUGGCGUCGUCGUCCAAUUCUCCGUGCGCCGCGUGCAAAUUUCUUCGGCGGAAGUGCACACAAGAAUGCGUGUUUGCGCCCUAUUUCCCACCAGAUCAGCCAACAAAGUUUGCGAACGUGCACAAGGUUUUCGGCGCAAGUAACGUUGCCAAGCUCCUCAACGAACUCAACCCCUCACAAAGAGAGGACGCCGUGAACUCCUUGGCGUAUGAGGCAGAAGCGAGGCUUCGUGAUCCCGUGUACGGCUGUGUGGGUCUUAUCUCAAUCCUUCAACACAGGCUGAAGCAGGUCCAGCACGAUCUCACUAACGCAAAGAAGGAACUCGCAAACUACAUAGGCCCAGCUGCGAUGCUCCCUCUGAGCCAUCAACACCCGCACCACCAGCUCCUGCAUCCGCACCACAACCCUUCUUCCAACACAGGACCCUACGGAAUGUCACCAGUAGGAUUGGGUAUGCCGGCAGCACAAGCGCAAGCACAGGCCCAGCUAUUAAUGAGAGAGCAGCAGCAGCAACAGCAGCACCACCAGCAGAUGCUGGAAGCACAACAUCUAGCCGCCGUUGUAGCUGCUAGAGAGCAACAAGAAAUGAUGAGAAGCUACGCACAGCAACAGCAACAGGAGGAGCUUGUCAGGUUUAAUGGAGGCUAUGAUGGGACUGCCGCUGGGGGAGGUGGUGGUUUUAAUCAGAUGAGCACCGCGUUACCUUCUUCCUUGGCUUUGGCUCCAUUCGAUAACCCAUUUCAGAUCCCACAACCGCAACAAGAACACCAGCAUCAGCAUCAUCAACACCAGAGAGCAGGGAGCGAUGAGAUUAAGAAUGUUGAUCCGUCUUCUUAAACUCGGGUCUUCAUCUCGUCUCUCGUUCUCUGCCUGUCAUUGAUUUUCCUUUGUUCUCGGUACGCUCUCUCUCAUAUGGUUUGCACGUGUGACAAGCGUGCGUGCAAACAAAAAUCCGGAAUAAUUGGACGUUGCAUGUGUGCAUCAUUUCAAUUUGAUUGACCAGAAAAGCCCCAUAAAAUGUUGCAGGUCAGAAUAUUAAUUAAAAACCGCAAAAAAAUAUUGCAAAUAACAUUGCUCAAAUUAGUUUCUCUUUCAUUUUAAAAAACAUUUAACGAGUACUCCGUGUUUAACUAGAAGAAGAAGAAAUGGUGGAUUGCUUGUGGGAUUUAAAUUUAUUUUAAAAUGUCAAUUAGACUUCAUUUUUUUUUCAUUUUUUGUUCUUAUGAUUUUCAUAUACAACGAAUGAUGCCAAAACAUACAAAAACGUUGAAGCUAGGGGAGGUUUUGCAGUCAGUAUUCAGUAAUGUUGGUCGCUUGGUUCAGUGCUCAGACCUCAGAGGUUCCGUAGACAAGAGGUGGUGGUUGUUUUUCUCCUCUCUUUUUGCCCUUUUGAUCGUAUCAUCAUCUUUAAUCUACUAGAAGAUCGCCCAAGCGAUUAUAAGUCCAAUUUCGCAAUCAUCACGUUGCCAGGCACACCCUUUGGGGUUUUGUCCCUUCUCUUAUCUUCAUCUGGAGUAGAGUAAUUGUUCUGAUUCCAUUUAUUUCGGUAUUUAAUUAGGCAAUCUUUUUCUUUUUUUUCUUUUUAACUUUUCUUGAAAAGUCUCCUCAAAUUACUGAGGCCUGAGAAACACGUUUCUUCUUUCACCAAAUGAAAAAGACGGGGAAAAUUGAUUUUCUUCUCAUUUAAAGAAUCGUAUUAGACUGAUUUAACUGUGUUUUUUUUUUUCUCUCUCUGACGAAUUGAUGGGGGAGAUGGAAUGGAAAAUAUGCUGUACUGAAAUUUUGUCAAAGUUGAACGGCCCCAUAUCCGUAAUCAUCAAAGACAAACGAAGAAAUAAAAUUGAAACCAACAAACGACCUGGAGGAGAAGAAGAAGAAAAAGAAGAGCUCAGACGCAUCUGAUAAGAGGACGAGGAAGCACAUCAUUUUGAGUUUUACCUGUUUCUUCCUUCGACCUAGUUGAAGGAAAGAAGGAAGAUGAAGAUUGAAUAGCAUAUUUUCAGAGAAGCAUUAUUAAAAGAGAAGCCUGGUGUCGAUCUCCUUACGUCAAUGGCAGCUAUCUUUUUAUUCUUCUUCCCUAUCUUCUCAUCUAUCGUAUAAAACUUAACUUAAGCUGGUAUAUGGUAGGAUUUUUGAGUAUCAUCCUAAUCUACAAUUCCAGUUCUUUUGUUACUGUUUUUCUUAUUUACAUUUUUGCUAUUGAACUGUAAGUCUUUAGAAGUGUAAGGGAAGUGUGAAGUACAUAUAUUUAUAGCAGAAUCGCAGAUGUAGUGAUACUCUUUCCUUUUUCUCGUAAUGAAUAUCGGAAACUCUUUUUAUUCCUUUUUCC
Molecule: messenger RNA, 2700 nt
Organism: Macadamia integrifolia
Lineage: Eukaryota; Viridiplantae; Streptophyta; Magnoliopsida; Proteales; Proteaceae
Product: LOB domain-containing protein 36-like
Exons: 4
Coding region: 372-1208 (278 amino acids)
Source: RefSeq, a predicted model, not a curated record